UUUCCUGUUUCCUGUUUCCCGUUUCCUUGUUGUUUUUUUCCGUUCAUGCCGUUUGUUCCUUGCCUAUAAUUGUCGUUUAUUUUGAAUGAUUUAUGUCAUUUAUUUGAAUAAACUGCACUUGGGUACAUGCCAUAACUCAGUCUGGGUGUAAGAUAUUGUUUCAGCGGAACGCCACGAUGAAGAAUACUCUGAAACUGGCUUUCCUACUUAUGAUUUUUGUUGUUAAUUUGUAUGAAGCUUUUUCCCAGGGUAUUAAAACUGACUUUGUGUUAGUAAACACACCACCAUAUACAUUCCUCGGUAAUGGCAGCAGCUGUGAGAGAGCUGAAUGGAGAAAGAGUUUCCCCACAGAUGCAACUAUUGCUACAUACCAAAACAAGAUCUGCCAGAUUGAAAAAGGUUUUCAUGAAGAAUACAUAUGUAAAGAAAACCACCUGCUUCUCAACUCACCUAAAUACACUGACAGUGGGCCCUAUGAGUUCUUCUGUAAUGGGGUUAAAAAAGCACUUAAACUGGAUGUUUUAUAUGCAGUAAAAGUGUAUAUGGCAGAGAUGCACAACAUCACCCUCGACUGUUAUGCAGCCAAUGUCAAUGAUGUGACGUGGCUGCAUAAAGAUGAAAUAGUUUUGCACUAUAAGAAAGAUGGAACCAUAAUCCCUGGCAAAGGCUACGAGAGAAGAGUAUCACUGGAGAAGAACUGCCUCAAAACCGGUAAUCUUUCUUUGACCAUCACUGAAGUUCGCAAGACAGAUGCCGGAUUAUACCUCUGCUUAACGGAUGACGAAACGACUAAGGGAUACCCACACACCUAUCUGUUACAUGUGAACGAGAAGCGCUCCAGUCCAGGAAACCAAACAGACUCCAACUCCAAUGAAGCACAAACUCUCAGUUUUUAUAAGACACUUGCCAUCGUUUUUGGCAUUUUCUCAUGCAUCCUUAUUUUAGUUGUUGUGAUACUUCUUUAUAAGCUGUAUUGUCUCACCUCCAAACCAAGCAAUGGUCAAUCCACACCAGCUACAGCCAGUUAUCAUGUGCAGAAGAGUGACGAUGGCACCAUCGACAAUGACAACACAACAUCACCCAAAAAUGAAAGUCAGUUAAUGGUCAAUCACCCUGUUCAGGAGAGCGACACCACAGGAAAUAAGUCUUCCACCACCAAGCCUUUUUAAUCUGCCAGAACGAGGCCUGUAAAGAUCUAGGCCUGUUUGACACUGCCUGCUCAAGCAAAACAGUAUUACUACAACACCAGGCUCAUGUUGAGGUUUCACAGCAUUUCUACUGCAAAAUGAACUGCAAAGUAAAGAGAUUUUGAUUAAUGGUUAGUGGGGCCUUUAAGAACUAUUACACAUUUGAUCGUCAUGAAAUUUAAUAUACAAGCGGGACCACAUAUACAUCUAAACGGUGUAGUUCACUCCAGCAUUUCAUGUUACUUUACUGUAAAAGACUGUUGAUUAAUAGUGUAUUUUUAUCACCCAAUAUGGACAGUGAAAUUAAUAUGGUACUUGACUUCUCCUUACAUCUUUUAGUCUUUUAUAGUAUAUUGGCAUUUUGGUAAUCUAGUUCAUUGUGCUGCCAUAAUUCUAUAUAUAUAUAUUUUUAUUUUUUUGACAGAAAGAAAUAGAUGUCUAAAAUGUCUAUUUAUUUCCCCCCUCACCUGUGACAAAUCAAAGCUUGUUUAAUGUUAAUUUGUGUGCUUUGGAAGGAAGACAAUCUUUGUAAUGUUUACAGUGCAUCAACUCUGUUGACUGUCUCAUCAAAACCUCAUACAGGAUGAGACUUGUGUAUCUCCAUUUUAAUGUAAAGUAGGAUUUUAUUGACUUGUAAACACCUGUUUACUGUGGCCUUUGCUAUUCCAUUUAUUUUCUGUUCUUUUUACUAAAUAUACUUUAAGAGCAUUAUUUUAAGUGUUGGUUUUAACUGUAUUUUACCAUUUAAUGUAUUUUUGUCCAGAGUGUUACUUUUAGAGCCAGUAUGUAUUAUUAUGUAAAAUUAGAAAAAAGUAGGUAAUUUGUAUGUAUUAGAACCAAUAUUCAGAGUAAUAAAAUGCACUGGUGAAUAAAAUAUAUAUUUAA
Molecule: messenger RNA, 2072 nt
Organism: Ctenopharyngodon idella (grass carp)
Lineage: Eukaryota; Metazoa; Chordata; Actinopteri; Cypriniformes; Xenocyprididae
Exons: 4
Coding region: 177-1169 (330 amino acids)
Biological process (GO): negative regulation of T cell proliferation; cellular response to lipopolysaccharide; immune response
Cellular component (GO): external side of plasma membrane
Source: RefSeq, a predicted model, not a curated record